Messenger RNA from Serendipita indica DSM 11827, 219 nucleotides. Lineage: Eukaryota; Fungi; Basidiomycota; Agaricomycetes; Sebacinales; Serendipitaceae. The record is from the annotation of a GenBank genome assembly.
AUGUCGAACAUGAACGGGGUACACAACCUGGAUACCAGCGCGUCCACAACUGAAGGCGGUGGGGACCGAUCCCUUGGGGUAGGAGGUCAUAAUCAUCAAAAUGCGACUGCAGCAAGCGACGACAAUGGUUCUCUAUACUUCGUACGGCCAAACUGGGAUUCGUCCGACGGGUGCUUUACAGGGUUUGAUUGCGAUCUCGAUCCCCUUAGGUCCCAUUAA